Messenger RNA from Onthophagus taurus, 1850 nucleotides. The record is from RefSeq and is a predicted model, not a curated record. NCBI's taxonomy places the organism in Eukaryota, Metazoa, Arthropoda, Insecta, Coleoptera, Scarabaeidae.
UCUUUUUUGAAUUGUGUUGUUGAAGUCGUCUGUAUCGAUCGUCCACUCUCGUGUACCGCGCAUUGAUUUAGCUCGUCUAGGGGCCUUUCCAGUGUCGGAGGCAGCAGCAAGUAGUCCAUCUGACCUCAACUAAAAUUCCUACAAUUGUCGACGGUGCUGGUCACGGCCCCGAAGCGCGCCGGCUUCGUACCACCUCGGGCCGUUUAUUACCAGAUACUUUGUGAAUAGCUCGAAUUCUUUUGGCAUACUACCGCGCUGUAGCAACCGCCUUAACCACCUCGUUCGGUUCGGCCCUCGACUUCUUCACCUACCCGCCGACUUCAUCACGGUCCGUCGUCGAAGCGCUGCGCGCCGCUCUUUUGCUCCUCCUCUUCGGCGCUCAGGCACCCGUACAAUACCGAAACGAAGCAAAUAUCGAGCGACUUAAGUCAUCCAACACUACUAAAUUGCCCCCACCGCGUGCCGUCGUCGCGGGCAUUCUUGGCCGCGGUGGUAGUUUUACGAGAAUUUCGUCGAGGCCGAAUGGAAUCGUGCACGUGAAUACCGCGAUGCCCACAUGACUUCAUUGUUAUCAGGCCUCAGAGUGAUAACCUGACAUUCCUCUUGUGCAGAUCGCUGCCAUGGAUGACUGCGAAUCCCCGCUUGAAGUCCUCUCCAGAGCUGCCACUAUGGUCCAGGAGAAUCAACAACAAUCCAUUAUUUCUGAUGACUCUUCAAAACAAAAUGGCAAUAAGCAAUUACCCACCACAAAAUGGAAAAGAGAUCGACGAAGUAGAAACGAAUACUCAAGAAAAUCUGAUCCAAAACUUCCGGAAAAUUUCGGACAAGAACCCGAGGUUACCUCCAACUCGCCAAUUAAUCCACAGCAAAAUGGGCAACCAAUUAAACCAUCUGCGGACACACCCCUAGAUAUGACCGUAAGGCAAAGAGGUCAACCGCCUUCCUACAGCCAAACGAUCAACAAUCCCGGCUACAGAUCAAGCUAUAGACCAUCUGUUGUAACGAACCAAAAUAAUGGACACAGAGAUGAUCUUCCAAGUGGUAUAUCUAUGUGUGAUCCCAUAAUUGACGAGCAUUUCAGGAGAUCUCUAGGCAAAGAUUACAUUGCUAUAUUUUCGAAUAACAACGUUUCGAAGGAAAUAGCGACAGUAAGACCUCCUCCAGCAAAAACUACCACCAGCGUCAUCGAAUUAAUGGAUACAGCGGGAUUAUCAGUUGACGACCAUUUUGCUAAAGCCCUAGGGGAUACAUGGUUGAAACUAAACAAAAAGGAAUCCGAAAUCAAGAGUAAUAAUUCUGAAAAUUCGGGUGUCGUCACUGUAUCCUAUUCUUAAAUAAAUCGUUUCAUACAUGGAACAUUUACCUUGCAUUAUAUUGUAUUGGACAUGGUGUAAGCGAAAAUUUAAGAAAAACUAUUGACUGUAUUUCUCCCGUCUCGUUUUUAUAAUAAUAAUAAGCUUAUGCCAUUAUAAAAAAACCAUUGAUACGCUCAUUAAUUUUAUUUUUUUGGAGAAAACGUACGCAAUCGUUUAGACCUGUACAUAUAAUCCGUAUAGUUUCAUCAUUAAGUUAACACCUUAAUUUAAUUUAACAAUGUCUCAGCGAUUUUAGGUUCUAAGUUUGUAAAUAUUAGUUGUACCCCUGUACAUAUUAUCGUUAAGUUCCACAAAUUGUAUUUAUAUAUACACCAAAAGAAGUAUCCAAAUUCAUUAGAGUACAUUAGAGAUGAUGUAUAACAUUAAUUUUUUUUGGGGGAUUGUAUUUUUUGGAGAUUUUUUUUUUCUACACAAUAAUUCACGACACAAGUUUAUCCAGAUUAUAUACUAAAUAAUAAAUGUGGUCAACACUUA